AUGGAGAGAAAAAGAAUUAAGCAAAAAUAUUGCGGGCUGAUUUUUUGUGUUGGUAUUGAGAUGACGGUGAUGAUGGGUCUCAGCGUCGGCCUCCGGUUUGCGAUCGGCGCCGUGGUCUUGAUUCUGCUCUUCGUCGUCGUCGGAUUCUUCCAGUUCUGCCGCAGAGCAAGGGACGACCGCGAGGCGACGGCGCCGAUGGAGGGGGCGGAUGCGGCAGGCGGCGUCGACGAGGCGACGCUGACGAGCUUCCCGAAGGUGGCGUACUCGGAGGCAGCGGGGCCGGAAACCGAGACGUGCUGCGCGAUAUGCUUGGCGGAGUACGAGGCCGCCGACGUGCUGCGGAGGCUGCCGGCGUGCGGCCACCUCUUCCACGUCGAGUGCGUCGACCCCUGGCUGAGGUCGCACGGCUCCUGCCCCUUCUGCCGCGCGCUCCUCGUCGGCAGUGAGUGCCGGAACGCCGUCGGAGCCAACACCGGAAGGCGCCGUGGCAAUUGGGCGUAUGUGAACACAGGCGCAGUAGCGCCACUACCAGUGGUUCAGUAA
Molecule: messenger RNA, 543 nt
Organism: Zingiber officinale
Lineage: Eukaryota; Viridiplantae; Streptophyta; Magnoliopsida; Zingiberales; Zingiberaceae
Product: RING-H2 finger protein ATL70-like
Exons: 2
Coding region: 1-543 (180 amino acids)
Source: RefSeq, a predicted model, not a curated record